Molecule: messenger RNA, 10190 nt
Organism: Chelonia mydas (Green sea turtle)
Lineage: Eukaryota; Metazoa; Chordata; Testudines; Cheloniidae
Gene: SYT7
Product: synaptotagmin 7
Exons: 13
Coding region: 303-2354 (683 amino acids)
Biological process (GO): vesicle fusion; regulation of calcium ion-dependent exocytosis; cellular response to calcium ion
Cellular component (GO): membrane; axon; synapse
Molecular function (GO): SNARE binding; calcium-dependent phospholipid binding; phosphatidylserine binding
Source: RefSeq, a predicted model, not a curated record
CGCGGCGGGGUGUGGGGAGCGCGCCGGAGCCUGGCAUGCCCCAGUGUGGACGUGAGUCACUCCGCGGAGCCCCUCGCAGCAGCAGCCGCCGCCCGCCAGGCUCCCCCCACAUGCCGGCUCCCCGCUGCUCCGGGGCUCAGUUGCCCGCCGCGCUUGCCCGGCUCCCCGCCGCCUGCGGCUGAUGCUCGCUGCUCCCCAGCUGCUCCGAGCCUGCCCGUGUGGACCGUACAAAGCCCGCAGCCCGCGCCGCUGUCCGGGGACUGCCUUGCCUGGGAGGAGCCCACGGCUACCAGGAAGGGACCAUGUACGUAGACCCGGAGGCUGCCGGCAAAGGAGUGCCCUCCCGCGAUGUCCUCCUGGUCUCAGCCAUCAUCACCGUCAGCCUUAGCGUUACCAUCGUCCUGUGCGGGAUCUGCCAGUGGUGCCAGCGCAAACUGGGUAAACGUUAUAAAAAUUCCUUGGAGACGGUGGGGACCCCGGAUUCCAGCCGAGGGCGCAGCGAAAAGAAAACCAUCAAUGAUCUAGACAGAGACUUUUGGAAUAACAAUGACAACACAGUGCAGCAGAAAUGGAGCUCCUACCCUCCCAAGGAGUUUAUACUAAACAUUUCACCUUACGCCCCAUACGGUGAUCCACGACUUUCCCUCAAUGGCUCUCUGCUGUCGGGCGCUAAGUUGGCCGCCUCUUCCGCUCCGGGGUUGGCGGGGGAGCGAGAAGGACGCCCGGGGGAGAAGCAGCAGCUCCGCGAGGACGGCAUGAAGAGCAGCCUGUCUGCCCACAGCGAGCCCAGCAAUGGGAAGGCGGGGAGAGGCCGAUGGCACACGGUGCAGAGCCACCUAGCAGCAGGGAAGCUCAGCCUAUCCAAUUUCGAGGACUCCACCAUGUCCACAGCCACUACCCUUGAGUAUAUCCCCACCUCAGCAGGAGACCCGAAAUGCCAGCGCCCGCGCACACUGAUGCGCCAGCAGAGCCUCCAGCAGCCGCUGAGCCAGCACCAGAAAAGCAACCACAGCCAGCCCACCACCAGCCAGAGCCUGGGGCACCUACAGUCUCACACCAGCUCCUCUUCCAGCGGCAGCAACCCCCGGGGCUACCGGAGCGGCCAGUCGCGGCAAGGAGUCUCGGCUGGCUCCAAGCACCGGACAGCUGGCGGCCGGAGCCGCUCCAACCCUGGGAGCUGGGACCACGUGGUGGGGCAGAUUCGCAACCGAGGCUUGGAUGUGAAGUCCUUCCUGGAAGGCCGGAUGGUGGUGUUAUCCCUGGUUCUGGGACUUUCGGAGCAGGACGACUUUGCCAAUAUACCUGAUCUGCAAACCGCUGGGAACCAGCAGGCGCAGAACUCUCAGGGGGACAAGAGGUUGCCGUCUGGAGGCAAGAUGGUGAACACAGCCCCUAUGCCCGGGCAGACCCAGCAUGACGAGUCUGACCGCAAAACGGAGCCUCGCUCGUCCGUCUCGGACCUGGUGAACUCCCUGACCAGUGAGAUGCUAAUGCUCUCCCCAGGCUCUGAGGAUGACGAGGGACAUGACAGCUCCAGCAGGGAGAACCUAGGCCGAAUCCAAUUCAGCGUCGGCUACAACUUCCAGGAAUCCACCCUGACUGUCAAGAUCAUGAAGGCUCAGGAGCUGCCAGCCAAGGACUUCAGCGGCACCAGUGACCCUUUUGUCAAGAUCUACCUGCUGCCUGAUAAAAAGAACAAGCUGGAGACCAAAGUGAAGAGGAAGAACUUGAACCCGCACUGGAAUGAGACCUUCCUCUUUGAAGGUUUCCCAUAUGAGAAGGUGGUGCAGCGGGUGCUGUAUCUCCAGGUUCUGGACUAUGACCGCUUCAGUCGCAAUGACCCCAUCGGAGAGGUAUCCAUUCCACUCAACAAGUUGGACCUGACCCAGAUGCAGACAUUCUGGAAGGAGCUGAAACCCUGCAGCGAUGGGAGCGGAAGUCGGGGAGAACUCCUCCUGUCCCUUUGCUACAACCCUUCCGGUAACUCCAUCAUUGUGAAUAUCAUCAAAGCACGGAAUCUGAAAGCCAUGGACAUCGGGGGGACUUCAGACCCCUACGUCAAGGUGUGGCUGAUGUACAAGGACAAGAGGGUGGAGAAGAAGAAGACGGUGGUAAUGAAGCGGUGCCUGAACCCAGUCUUCAACGAGUCCUUCAUCUUCGACAUCCCCACCGAGAAGCUGCGAGAGACGACCAUCAUCAUCACCGUCAUGGACAAGGACAGGCUGAGCCGGAACGAUGUCAUUGGCAAGAUUUACCUGUCCUGGAAGAGUGGCCCCGGCGAGGUGAAGCACUGGAAGGAUAUGAUCUCCCAUCCCCGGCAGGCCGUGGCACAGUGGCACCAGCUGAAGGCCUGAGCGGCAGCGGCUGAGAAUUCUUUCUGGCUUUCACCGCUCGGAGUCGACGUUUCUUGGCCAUGCUCUCACUACUUUAUGCACAACAGAGGCACCUGGGGAUCCCCCUAGGGGAUGAGCUCGGGGCUGACAAGGAGCUGAGGGUGUGAAGUUGGCAACGUUUCCAAACUCUGGGAAGCAGCGUUGCCCGCCCGCUGUGUCCACGGAGCGCCCGGCACCAAUGGGAGCAUCUUUAGUGCCCGACUUCCUGCUUUAGCCUUUCCUUCUGACUCGUUACGCCGAGAGAGAGACGCCAGCCCUCUAGGUGGGAAGAAGCCUCGGCGCCGGUUUGUUUUGGCCCUGGGGGGAGGGGAAGUGGUGUUGGCGCGACUGGCUCUGUGAGGUGGUGAGAGGAGGAGAGGCCUCCGCCACACGAGACUUCCUACGAGUUCUUCCAGCCCAAGGCCCGUUGGGAGUGGUCCCCCGAGGAAGCCAGCUUCUCCUAGGGGGCGCGUGGGCCUAGGAGGGGGGCUGGCAAGGGGGACGCGCCUUUCGUCUCCUUGAGGUCAUUUAUUUUUAAUUCAAUAAAACUUGUAAGAGUAAUAAGAAUAAUAUAAGUAAUAGCGGCUAGAAUCCCAUCCCGGCCAGGGCUGGGGGAAGCCGCGUCACUCCAACAGCCUCCUGUGCGUUUGCUGUGUGUGUGUAUAAGCGUGUUGUAAGUGUCACAUGUUUGCGUGCGGGCUGCUCACGUCUCUCUCGCUCUCUGCCCUGCCUGGGAAGCAACCCCUGAUCCCACAGGAUGGUGGUGGUUCCAGUGCGGGAGGUGGGGUUUUUUUAAUUGGCUGGUGCGUGGGGUUUGAAGGAACUGAUGCCACAUGGGGAGUGGGGCCAGUCUCUGCUGCCAGUUGAUGCUUGAUAGGGAGGGAGGCGGAAGGAGCCGGCCACCAGACAGGGUCUCCCCUCGUGACCACUCUGUUGCAUAUGGGAUUGGAAGCCAUAACAGAUGGAUCGGUAGCCAAACUGGGCUCAGCUUUAGGGCUAAUGAGAGCUUGACUGUAGACACCUCCCUCUGGCUGCUGAGGGCCUCAUCCUGCUCAAACUGAGAGAAUGUCCCAGCUCCCAAACACUGCCACGCUCCCAGGCAUAUGGACCCCGAAACAGCCCACCCCUCCAGCACUCAUCCCCCAACAAGACCCCAGACACCCUCACCACAAACAGACCACUCCUCCAGCACCCAUCCCCCAACCCGACCCCAGACACCCCACACCCUCACCGUACACAGCCCACCCCUCCAGCACCCAUCCCAACCCUAAACACCCUCACCAUGCACAGCCCACACCUCCAGCACCCAUCCCAACCCUAAACACCCUCACCAUGCACAGCCCACUCCUCCAGUACCCAUCCCAACCCCAGACACCCUCACCAUACACAGCCCACCUCUCCAGCACCCAUCCCAACCCCAGACACCCGCACCAUACACAGCCCAGCUCUCCAGCACCCAUCCCCCAACCUGACCCCAGAUGCCCCACACCCUCACCAUACGCUGCCCACCCCUCCAGCACCCAAUCUGCCCUAGGCCUCAGAGGUGCUGUCUGUGAAGGUUUCCCACUUGCUAUCUGUCUCCCCCUAGCUGUGGGAUUGGAUAUGGCCCCUCCUCCUCAAUCCAAAUGUGAUGCCGCCCCAUGAUGGGGUCUCCUGCAUGGGCUGAAGUAGCAGGCGGCCAUUUCACGGGGGCCCAUCUGAGCCCAUUCCAGGCACCUCACUGGGCCACGUCCGCUGGAGCAGCUGACUGGGCACCUGGGGUGCUCUGUUCCCCACCCCCCACCCCCCACCGUUCUGGGCAUUGCUGCUCAUUUCCUGGCAGUACGACACUGGGGCAAAGGGGCUGCACCUCGCCUAUGAAUGGGCCCAAAAGAACUAAUGUCACCCAGAAGCCCCUGCUAGGUGGUGAAGAACGCCAGAGCCCUGAGCGCUGGGGCAUGGGAACGCUGUGGACACAUCCCACCCCCCACAUGCCCACCGCCCACCAUUCCCCACAAGCAGGGGGCCAGACUGGCCUAGCUGUGAGCGCGCCAGGGCUGCUGCUACGCCACUGCCUACACCGCCCCCUGCUGGGAGCGGCUGGCACUGGCCUAGCCGGGAGCACCCCAUGGCCCGCACGCCCCGCAUGCCCCUGCCUGCUGCCCAGCACGUCACGCAGCCCCAGGGCUCUGAGCUGCCCCGGCCCUUCCUCUGCCCCAUUGAAGGGACUGUUACUCUCCAUUCCCGCCAGGGCUGAGCCGGGGCGGGGGUUGUGGUGAAUUAAGCAUCGGCCUCGCUCAGCCAGGGACCCUGCUAGAGAGCUAGCUGGAAACUGCCCGGCUGCUUUGGAGCCCAAGCCAUGGGCCUGGCGAGAGCAAACCGUAGCGCCUGCACAGCUGCAGAGCCUCCACCAGGUGGCACUGUAGGGCCAUAGGCAGAGCAGUGCCGGGGCUCUGGCUCCGGCUGAUCGCCCUUGGAGUCACUGCCCAGGUUGCUGGCCAGGGAGCCCCGCAGAGACCAGGCGCUUCCAGAGUUGCCCUCCCGCCCCCGCCCCAUCUGCGCAUGGGGCUGGUCCCUGAUUCCCCCGCUGGCAGAAACACAGCGCUCAGGCCCUGAACUAGACUCAAGGCAGGCGGCUGGUACAUGCCAGCCAGCUCCCCCCAAUCCCUGGUCCAGCACAGCUGCCCCCUUGCUAUGCAUGGCCCUCUGGGACCCUCUUUCCAGGGCCCCAUGGCUGCUCCCCUGCUGAGGCCUGGCCUCCUCACCAUUGUUCUGCAGCCCCAUGUCGCUGGUUCCCCCCUACCCCCAGCCACUCCUCUUACUGGGGAGCCAUAAAAUGGUUCACCUUCGCCACACAGCCCUCCCCCCCCGCAAAAAAAGUGUGUCCCCCCCUCCAAGCUGGGCUCCUGUCACCAGUUCACUAUUCCCAGCCCACCCCCUCCCCCCCCCCAUCACACAGGGCUGCAGUGCCCAAAGCUGGGUGCUUGAAGGGACUCUGCCCCCCACCUUGCUCUGGCCACCCUGGGUGUGUUGAGUGCUGAGGCAGCUGGCUGGGUGGUGGAAUAGGUGCUGAGGCCAUUGGGUGGGAGGAUGGCUGCUCGGCAGGGCGAGUGGGCUAGUUGCAAGGGUGCUGUGGAUGAUAGAUGGGAGGGUGAAGGUCCUUGGGGUGGGUGCCAAGACUGAUAGAUGGGGGGAAGGGUUAAGGGGUCCAGACCUGAUUGAGGGAGAGGGUGUCGGGGCUAGGUACUGGGACUGAUUGGUGCACGUGUGCCUGGGGUGGCUGCAGGGGCAGCUGGGUGGAUGGCUGAGUUAGGUACUGAGACCACUGGGUAGGCUGGUGCCUGGGGUGGCGACUGGGUGGGUGCUGGGGUGUCUCUGUGCUAAGUGGAUGGUUAGGUAUCGAGUCGGGUACUAGGACGUGUAGGUGGGGGGAAUGCGAGGGGGGAUACCAGGGUGAAACCAGGUAGAGGGUGUGCUCCCCUAGACCAUGGGAGCUCUGCAUUUAGAGGUGUCUAGGCUGCCUUGCAGCACUCAUGCCCGGCUGGGUGGUGGAGUCACAUGGCACGUUGCCCUGGGUGAUGACAACAUCUAUUCAGUUUCCCUUGUGAUGUUCUAGAACCCUCAGAGCUGGGGUGGGGGGCAGGGAACACUGUGUCCAUUGUUCGGUGAGAUCAUUAACGCCUACUGACGAGGCCAGCUGCCUCUCAUUAGCGGUCCUCACUAGGUCCAUGCACACGCCGUCCUCGCUUGACACUGUCAGUCUCACUGGCCUUGCUCUAAUCUACCCUUUUUUAGAUGAGAUCACUGAAGAGACUGUGGGAGGACACCUUGGGUGUCAUGUAGAGUCCAUAGGUUGCCUUGAUUCCUUUCCGUUUGUGGCAUGGAGGCUGCACUAGUCUAGCUGCCUGUUGAGCUCCUAGUGAUGGACAAAGUUCAGGUAUCACCAUGUUCCUUGUAGAUCUGCCAGCAGCCUUUGGAGCUGAGGACCUUGAGGGUUGGUUGACUCUAUUGAAGAUCGUAGCUAGGGCUGAUGAGAUGGCUCUGGCGUAGGUCUGCUCAGGGCAGGUGAUGCUGGGCAACUGCUUUAUUGACGGAAGAGCAUGUUCAUGUGUGGUACGCUGCAAUUCCAUUAGGUCCUGUUCAGUUUGUGUGUGAGGCCACCAGGGGCAGAGGAGACUGAGACAUUACAGGCCACAGCAAUGUCCUUGUUAUGUCAGUGGCAGGUCGCGCGCCAUCUCCAUUUCCUGGCGCAAUGAUGCUGGUAGGUUGGGUACCAGUUAGAGUGUAUGGCUGGGGGUUAUUGAAAGGUUGUUCCCACCCUUUAUUAGCGCAGGUCCAAACUGGAGGUGCUGUCAGAACUCCAGCCUCCCCCGCAAUCUCAGGCAUCACUGGCAGCUUUUAUUCUUCUGCCUCUAGUCAGACGAUUGUGACCAUCUCACUUGGACCUUGAUUGUUAUUCAGGCAUUGAUGGCCUCCAGACUGGAUUUCUGCCAUGCACUCUACACUGGCAGUCCCUUGGAGAUCAUCUGGGUUGUAGCACUGGUGCGAAACCUGGUAAUGAGCUGUGUCCGGCACAGUGAAAACGUUACACCUAUUCUUCCAGAGGCUACAGUAGAUUCCCAUGAGCUUCCAGGUGUGAUUCACGGUGUCAUUAUUAACCUAUAAAUCACAGGGUAGUUUAGGUCCUCGCUACCGGUGCAACAACCUCCUUGGGUGCCACCUUGAUAAUUGAUGUCACUCUCAGUCUUAGGUUAUUCAUGAUUUUAAAAUCUAUUGGGAAAGCCUCGGAGAAGGCUCUCAACGCACGCAUUCACUUCUGCUUCCAUCCAGCCAACAGAGCCCAAGGUUCAUAACCUGGUGGGCAUGAUGUAAGGACCACCUACUCUCUCAGGCCUUCCCUGAGUGGGGUGACUGAUAGGCUCUGUACAGUAGUUCACCUAUUUUUUAGGGCAUAAGAGUCUUUUCUUUGGUUGACAUAGUUAUUGUGUUAUGGUGUUUUUUCUACAUAACGUGCAGGUGCCUAGAGACAUUUGUGAUGGGCACAUUUUUAUAAAAUUAACAAUAAACCAUGACGGGAGGAUGGAAGAAGGCCUACAGGUGAUGGGGAAAGGGUUGGGAUCUCCUAGGAAGGGUUGGGUGGACUUUCGGUUCUUUCUUGUUCCCCCAUUUUGUGGCAUCACUUCUGAGCUGAGCCAGUUCUUCAAAGCCCAGAGGAAGUGCUAAUAGGUUUAUUUAUUGGUCUGUGGGGGAAGGGACCCUGGGGAAGAAAAGGCCACUUAAAAACGCAGAGAGAGCAAGAGAGACGGUGAGACAGCCCUUAGCGAUCUGCACUCAUUAGGUGAAAUAGUUACUGGUUUACUACAGAAAUAAAAACCAAACUCGUAUUGAUGUGGGAGGGGCGACAGCGUCUUUUUAUUUUUGUGCCCCACCCAUGCAGCUCUCAGCCAAUCAGAUGCAAGGAAACAUUCCAAAGGGAUACUUUUCGCAAAGGGGGACUUUCGCGCCAAAGCAAACUUGAAAACACGCAGCUUCCCAUGUCAGUAUUUGAGCUGAGCUGUGUUGAUGGGAAUGGUUUCUCACCUGCAGCCCUUCCUCUGCCUCUUCCUGAGCCUCCGGCAAAGUCCGAGCUAGAGCUAGUCCAACUAUGGGAUGAAUGAUCGUCGUCCAGAGCCCCAUUCCUUCUAAUAUACACUAUUGGUUAUUCGGCAUAGCUCGGGUGAUAGCGGUGGUUCACAACUGAAUCAACUCCUCACUGUUAGUCAGCGUGUGUAACUGGUCACCUAAAUCACUUGCUGAUGUUUCUGCUCCACUGAUUGCAUGAUGGAACCAUUCGCAACAGGAGGAAAAAAAUUAACCAACUUUCUGGUAUGAACUUUUGCACCAACCUGUGCUAAAAUUGUGACUAGGAUCCUGUGUCGCUGGCCACUGGCCAAACACUCCCAGAUUACAAGCGUGACAACCCUCAGGCAGCAGAGUGAACAGAAUUUGGCUCAUUUGGGCACAAAACUAUUCAGGACUCAAGGGGCAAGGGGCGUUUUACUAGUCCACCCACUCCUGUCAGAAGUCUGCCUCAGUGACAGCCCAGGCUGUGGCCAUGGUUACAACUGUGAGGUCUCAGCUUUGGCAUUGUGGCUCUUGCUGGACAGUGGAAGAAACAGAAGGGGGACGUGUGCAACCCCAACGGGAAAGAGUAAACUCGUCACCUGUGGAGGUGUUAAGGUGAGGCCAGCCCUGGGGUCCUCCGUGUCAGCUGCCCUCUGAACUCCUGCUCCCUGGUGGCCUUCCACCCCCCUCCAGGCUGGGGUUUGGCUCCACAGCUUCCAAAAUUCUCAGUGAAACUGAUUCAGUUUUGACCAUCACACCGGUCCCCGUGUGGCCUCAGGAAAACUGCUGCACCUACGUGGGACUCUGAUUCUUCUUUGGUACAACAGGGAUAUUCCUACUUCCAGCCCAGGCUGAAUUCAUGACAUGCUGGGAGAUCCGGGCUAGCAAAGGGGCAGGGGUAGCUAACAUCCCAGAAGUCCUGGUACCCAUUCCUGCAUUGGCAGCCAUGUGACCAAUGUAUGCAGCUAAUGUCAUGUGGAGAUGUAAAGCCACAAAAGGAACGUAUUUAUGCAUCAAACUAAAGUUUUGCCUGCGAUGAAAGUCCCUCUUUAAAGUGCUGGACAAUCUUGACAGAAAUAAUCGUGUUAAGAAUAUUUGUGGUUUUUUUCAUAUUCUCUCUCCUUUUUUUUGUAAUCAAAGACACUUAUAAACCUGGCAGAGGAGGGGAAGAUGAGCUGAACGGGUUUCAUGCUGCUGGCUAACAGCAAUGCUGGCACUGACUGGCUGAUAAUAAGCAGAGUGGUGGCAUGGAGGGGCAAUAGUUGCCAUUCAACUAAGUGGGAGGCAGCAUGUCUAAUGGUUAGGGCAGAGAGGACAUGAAGCCAGGAUUCCUGGGUUCUAUCACUGACUUUGCCACUGACUCACUGUGUGACUUUGGGCAAAUCACUGAACCUCGCCGUGCCUCAGUUUCCACACUUGUAAAAAGGGGCUAAUAAUACUUCCCUCCCUCGCUGUGGGGUAGGGUGUGAGGCUUAAUCUACAAGAACCAGUUUCGGAUCCCCAAAGUCACAUGGCGUCAUCCCCCAGUGCCACAAGAAACCCCACUGACUUCAGUGGCAUUUUUUGUGGAGCAAGGUGCUUACUUAACACGAGUAACAGGAGACAAAUCCGGCCUCUGAGUAAAGCACUUUGAGAUCCUUCAAUGAAAGGUGCUAGAGACAUGCAAAGUACUAUUUUCAUUAUUGACCAAACGGCCUCUCUGCCCGUGUUCCCACUGGGUUAGCAGCCGGGGCUAACCCGUUCCCCUUCCUUUCCCCAGAAGUGGUUUCUUUUGUAUGGCUGGAUUUCCAGGAGUUGCGUGUUCCUUUUUAACUCUAGAGCUCUUUGCUGUAUCUUGUUUGGGUAGCUCUUCUUCAUGUGCUGAUAACCAUCGAACUGGUGUGUAAAAUACAAGAAAACGAAAAAACAUAAUGACUAAACUGUAGACUUCUUUGCUAGCAGCAACGGCAGCAGCUGGGCUAGACACCGCUGCUGCCUCAUUUCUAUUGUGUUUGGGCUGAAGAGAUGUUAAACUCAUGGCGUUGCCGUAAUUUUAUAAUAGAAACAGAGAAAACACACCAAAAAAAUUAUAACGGGAGACAAAUAACCCAACUACUUACUACUAAGCCAGCGUGAUUUCAUCAUCUCGAAUGUUUACGAGGUAGGAUCGUUUUCUUUGAAGAACCAUAUUUUUGGAGACCUGGCCCCUCGUUUUGUGGAGGCGGCCUCUCUUCUGAAUAAUAAAGGACAGCAAAU